CUUCCUCUUCUCGCUUCUCACAGCUGUUGGUGGAGGUGCGGGGCGGGGCGGGGCCGGACACACCAGCAGAGCAGCAGGGCCGAGCAGAACAGAGAAGACAGUUGCCGAAGAGACUUCGACGCGUUUGGACUGAAGAGCAUCGACACUAGGUUCAGGAUGGUGCGCGCCGUGCACAUGCUGGCGCUGGCCCUGGCGGUGCUGGUCGCCCAGGCCGCGGCGGUCCCCGCCAAAAGCCAGAGCCAAAGCCGCAAUCCCUCGCCGUCGCGGUCCCCGUCCCCCGCCAGGCCCGGCUCCCCGUCGGCUGCUUUCGGCGACGCCGGCAAGAAGGCCGGCCUGGAGAUCUGGAGAGUCGAGAAUUUCGCGCCAGUUCCGUACCCCAAGAACGACUACGGCAAGUUCUACUCCGGCGACUCGUACAUCGUCCUGCAGACGCGUGAGAACCGCGGCACCUUCAGCUGGGACAUCUUCUUCUGGCUGGGCAAGGACACCUCCCAGGACGAGUCCGGGGCUGCCGCCAUCCUGUCCGUGGAGCUGGACGACUCGCUGGGCGGCUCCCCGGUGCAGCACCGCGAGAUCCAGGACCACGAGAGCAAGCAGUUCCUGGACAACUUCCCGAGCGGUGUGCGCUACCUCCCCGGCGGCGUUAACAGCGGCUUUCACCACGUGACCAUCAACGCGGGCUCCGACAAGAAGCUGUACCAAGUCAAGGGCAAGAGGAACGUGCGCGUGCGCCAGGUGUACGCCGACGUGUCGUCCAUGAACAGGGGCGACUGCUUCAUCCUGGACACCGGCAAGGGCGACAUCUUGGUGUACGUCGGCGGCAGCGCCAAGCGCGUGGAGAAGAUCAAGGCGACCCAGGCCGCCAACAUGAUCCGCGACCAGGAUCACCACGGCCGCGCCAAGGUGUCCAUCAUCGACGAGUUCAGCCCCGUCAUCGACGUGGAGAACUUCUUCAAGGUCCUCGGUAGCGGCGCGCCGGGCAAGGUGCCUGAGGAGGCUGCCGGCGGCGACGACGCCGACUUCGAGAAGCAGACCGACUCCACCGUCGUCCUGUACAAAGUGAGCGACGCGACGGGCAGCCUCAAGGUGGACAAGCUGGCCCAGAAGCCCCUGAGCCAGAGCGAGCUCAGCACCAACGACGCGUUCGUUCUGGAUGCGGGGGCCUCUGGCAUCUACGUGUGGGUGGGACGCAAGUCCACCAAGGAGGAGAAGGCCGAGUCGAUGAAGAAGGGCGAGAAGUACCUGGCCGACAACAAGUACCCCAGCUGGACCAAGAUUCAGCGUGUGGUGGAGGGAGCAGAGCCGGCUGGAUUCAAGCAGUACUUCGGUGACUGGAGGGGAUGAGCUACAGCCAAAGAGCAACUGAAAGCAGUCUUUUAAAAAUAUUUAUUCGAUCGU
This is a messenger RNA of Thrips palmi, 1398 nucleotides long. Its product is annotated as gelsolin-like. Bases 157 to 1344 code for a protein of 395 amino acids. Lineage: Eukaryota; Metazoa; Arthropoda; Insecta; Thysanoptera; Thripidae. The transcript has 10 exons. Gene Ontology annotation, biological process: actin polymerization or depolymerization; actin filament severing; barbed-end actin filament capping. Gene Ontology annotation, molecular function: actin filament binding; phosphatidylinositol-4,5-bisphosphate binding. Gene Ontology annotation, cellular component: cytoplasm; actin cytoskeleton. The record is from RefSeq and is a predicted model, not a curated record.